Molecule: messenger RNA, 3253 nt
Organism: Macaca mulatta (Rhesus monkey)
Lineage: Eukaryota; Metazoa; Chordata; Mammalia; Primates; Cercopithecidae
Gene: CPSF2
Product: cleavage and polyadenylation specific factor 2
Biological process (GO): mRNA 3'-end processing by stem-loop binding and cleavage
Cellular component (GO): mRNA cleavage and polyadenylation specificity factor complex
Molecular function (GO): RNA binding
Source: RefSeq, marked provisional
GGGGCUUCUGCCGGCCGGUAGUGCCCCGCGCUGCUAAGCCAGCAUCGGCUUUUCCACCUCUUGAACCUGGAUUCGCUUAGGGGUUGGGAAGGGCAGUGGACGGCGUUGGGGGAGGCCUGACGAGAUUGAUAAAGAACUCUUCAGAAUUCCUGGUGUUUCAUCAUAUAUACGACUGAGAUAUCAACCCUUCUAGCUUGCUGUUUCUGGACCAAAAAAAAUGACGUCUAUUAUCAAGUUAACUACCCUUUCUGGGGUCCAAGAAGAAUCUGCCCUUUGCUAUCUUCUCCAAGUUGAUGAGUUUAGAUUUUUAUUGGACUGUGGCUGGGAUGAGCACUUUUCUAUGGAUAUUAUAGAUUCCCUGAGGAAGCACGUUCACCAGAUUGAUGCAGUACUGUUGUCUCACCCUGAUCCUCUCCACCUUGGUGCCCUCCCAUAUGCUGUCGGAAAGUUGGGUCUGAACUGUGCUAUCUAUGCAACCAUUCCUGUUUAUAAAAUGGGACAGAUGUUCAUGUAUGAUCUUUAUCAGUCUCGACACAAUACGGAAGAUUUUACACUCUUUACAUUAGAUGAUGUGGAUGCAGCCUUUGAUAAAAUACAGCAGCUAAAAUUCUCUCAGAUUGUGAAUUUGAAAGGUAAAGGACAUGGCCUGUCUAUCACACCUCUGCCAGCUGGUCAUAUGAUAGGUGGAACAAUAUGGAAAAUAGUCAAAGAUGGAGAAGAAGAAAUUGUUUAUGCAGUUGACUUCAACCACAAGAGGGAGAUCCAUUUAAAUGGAUGUUCCCUGGAAAUGCUAAGCAGGCCUUCCUUACUUAUCACAGAUUCAUUCAAUGCUACAUAUGUACAGCCUAGAAGAAAACAGAGAGAUGAGCAGCUUCUGACAAAUGUCCUGGAAACACUUCGAGGUGAUGGAAAUGUGUUAAUAGCAGUGGACACAGCAGGCAGAGUUUUGGAACUUGCUCAACUUCUUGAUCAGAUUUGGAGGACUAAAGAUGCAGGACUGGGUGUUUACUCAUUGGCACUCCUAAAUAAUGUCAGUUACAAUGUGGUAGAGUUUUCUAAAUCCCAGGUGGAAUGGAUGAGUGAUAAAUUGAUGAGAUGUUUUGAAGACAAAAGAAAUAAUCCAUUUCAGUUUCGCCAUCUCUCUUUAUGUCAUGGUCUUUCUGACUUGGCCCGAGUACCUAGCCCUAAAGUUGUACUUGCCAGCCAACCUGACCUGGAAUGUGGAUUUUCAAGGGAUCUCUUUAUUCAGUGGUGUCAGGAUCCUAAGAACUCAAUCAUUCUAACUUACAGAACUACUCCUGGGACUUUAGCACGUUUCCUAAUUGAUAAUCCUUCUGAAAAAAUUACAGAAAUAGAGUUGAGGAAACGUGUGAAGCUUGAAGGGAAAGAACUUGAGGAAUACUUGGAAAAAGAGAAACUAAAGAAAGAAGCUGCCAAAAAGCUUGAGCAGUCAAAAGAGGCAGAUAUAGAUUCCAGUGAUGAGAGUGACAUUGAGGAAGAUAUUGACCAGCCAUCAGCUCAUAAGACGAAGCAUGACUUGAUGAUGAAAGGUGAAGGCAGUCGUAAAGGAAGUUUUUUCAAACAGGCAAAAAAGUCCUAUCCUAUGUUUCCUGCCCCAGAAGAAAGAAUUAAAUGGGAUGAAUAUGGAGAGAUUAUCAAACCAGAGGAUUUCUUGGUGCCAGAGCUUCAAGCUACUGAAGAAGAAAAAAGCAAAUUAGAAUCUGGUUUGACAAAUGGAGAUGAACCCAUGGAUCAGGAUUUAUCUGAUGUUCCUACUAAAUGUAUUUCUACAACAGAGUCUAUUGAAAUAAAAGCCCGGGUUACCUACAUAGACUAUGAAGGACGCUCUGAUGGGGAUUCCAUUAAAAAAAUCAUUAAUCAGAUGAAACCACGACAGUUGAUCAUCGUCCAUGGCCCACCAGAGGCCAGUCAGGAUCUGGCAGAGUGCUGUCGCGCCUUUGGUGGGAAAGAUAUUAAAGUGUACAUGCCAAAGCUGCAUGAAACAGUUGAUGCCACGAGUGAAACUCACAUCUACCAGGUGAGAUUAAAAGACUCACUUGUCAGCUCUCUUCAGUUUUGUAAGGCAAAAGAUGCUGAAUUAGCUUGGAUAGAUGGUGUCUUAGAUAUGAGAGUUUCCAAAGUGGACACAGGGGUUAUUUUAGAAGAAGGAGAACUAAAGGAUGAUGGAGAAGACUCAGAGAUGCAAGUGGACGCUCCCUCAGAUUCUAGUGUUAUAGCACAACAAAAGGCCAUGAAAAGUCUGUUCGGAGAUGAUGAAAAAGAAACAGGUGAAGAAAGUGAAAUCAUUCCUACUUUGGAACCCUUGCCACCUCAUGAGGUUCCUGGACAUCAGUCAGUUUUUAUGAAUGAACCAAGACUGUCAGACUUCAAGCAAGUUCUCUUACGGGAGGGGAUUCAAGCUGAAUUUGUAGGAGGUGUACUUGUUUGCAACAAUCAAGUAGCAGUCCGCAGAACGGAAACUGGACGCAUUGGAUUAGAAGGCUGCCUUUGUCAAGAUUUUUAUAGGAUAAGAGACCUUUUAUAUGAACAAUAUGCCAUUGUGUAAAAGACAUGAUGUCAAGAAGGAUCUGCUUGACCUUUCUAAGAAAAAGGGAUUCUUAUCUUACUUUGAGCUUUUGAUGUUUUGUUUUGUAACAUACAGAAAGAAUCUGCCAGAAAAACUUACAUGUAUUAGAUUUUUAAAAAUAUAAAUAGAGAACAUUUUGCAAAUGCUCAAAUGAGCAUUCUAUCUUUUGGCUUUCAGAGUGACAGAGCUCCUAACAGGUGUACAGGCCCGAGAGUUGAAGGUGAUUGGUUUUCUCUACAGACUCCUUGUUCUAGAAGGGCUUUUUACUUGAAUAAAACAAUGCAACUUAGCAAACCAAUUCAUGGCCUUAGAGAAACAUUUUUGCAUGAGUUCUUACAAACUGUUAUAUUUUCUGGAAUGAUAAGUGAGAAUUAUUUAGAAAAGACAUGCUCAAAAAAAAAAAAAACCUAAACUAAUAGAACAGUUUUUUGAAGUUUAUUUUUAAAAGCAUAUGUGCUCUGACUCUUUCCAGUUGGAAUAUGCAAUUGUUUUCUGCCUAUAUUUCCCAGUGAUUUACUCUAGGGUAAGGUACUACACAUUUGGUUCAGAAAUCAAUUUUUAUUUCUCCUAUAUCUUGUUUUAUCAAGAUUUUGUUGUGGCAUUUCAAUGUAAAUUAUAACACCAUCAUUUGAAUAUACAUAAUUCAAAAGAACUCCUUGAUGCAGU